Messenger RNA from Manis pentadactyla (Chinese pangolin), 15093 nucleotides. It is a transcript of the gene VPS13C, whose product is annotated as vacuolar protein sorting 13 homolog C. Gene Ontology annotation, cellular component: extrinsic component of membrane. The record is from RefSeq and is a predicted model, not a curated record. NCBI's taxonomy places the organism in Eukaryota, Metazoa, Chordata, Mammalia, Pholidota, Manidae. Bases 87 to 11204 code for a protein of 3705 amino acids. Gene Ontology annotation, biological process: mitochondrion organization; protein targeting to vacuole; protein retention in Golgi apparatus. The transcript is spliced from 83 exons.
GAAGGGCUGUCAUUUGCCGCGCGGGUUGCCGUCCUCGGCUGCGCCUGGGUUCGGCCUCCGCCCAGUCCCGCAGCCUCAGGCCCACCAUGGUGCUGGAGUCGGUAGUCGCAGACCUGCUGAACCGCUUCCUGGGGGACUAUGUGGAGAACCUGAACAAGUCCCAACUGAAGCUGGGGAUUUGGGGCGGCAAUGUGGCUUUAGAUAAUCUACAGAUAAAAGAAAAUGCUCUGAGUGAAUUGGAUGUUCCUUUUAAAGUCAAGGCUGGUCAGAUUGAUAAAUUAACUUUGAAGAUUCCUUGGAAGAACCUUUAUGGGGAAGCAGUGGUUGCAACCCUAGAGGGAUUAUACCUGCUUGUUGUCCCUGGAGCAAGUAUUAAAUAUGACGCUGAAAAAGAAGAAAAAUCCUUGCAAGACAUUAAACAGAAAGAGCUAUCCCGAAUUGAAGAAGCCCUUCAAAAAGCAGCAGAGAAAGAUAAGCUGAAAGAAGGCAAAAAAGAUACAUUUUUAGAAAAAUUGGCAACUCAAGUAAUUAAAAAUGUACAAGUAAAAAUCACAGACAUUCACAUUAAAUAUGAAGAUGAUGUCACUGAUCCAAAGCGGCCUCUUUCAUUUGGUCUCACACUGGGAGAGCUUAGUCUAUUGACUGCAAAUGAACACUGGACUCCAUGCAUAUUAAAUGAAGCAGAAAAAAUUAUAUAUAAGCUUAUACGACUUGACAGUCUUAGUGCCUACUGGAAUGUAAACUGCCGCAUGUCUUACCAGGAAUCAAGGGAACAGAUCUUGGAGCAGCUGAAAAGUGAAAUUGUUACAAGUAACAAUAUAUCCCCACAGCAUCAAUAUAUUUUUCAGCCAAUAUCAGCCUCUGCAAAACUGUAUAUGAAUCCUUAUGCAGAAACAGAGUUCAAAACUCCCAAACUUGACUGGAACAUGGAAGUACAAAAUAUUGCUAUUGAACUGACAAAACCUCAGUACCUAAGUAUGAUUGACCUUUUGGAGUCAGUGGAUUAUAUGGUUAGAAAUGCCCCCUACAGGAAAUACAAGCCUUAUUUACCACUUCACUCCAAUGGUCGACAGUGGUGGAAAUAUGCAAUUGAUUCUGUUCUUGAAGUUCACAUAAGAAGGUACACACAGAUGUGGUCAUGGAGUAACAUAAAAAAACACAGGCAAUUACUUAAGAGUUAUAAAAGUGCCUACAAAAACAAGCUAACCCAGACUAAAGUCCCAGAAGAAAUACAGAAACAAAUUCAGGAUUUGGAGAAGACUUUGGAUGUUUUUAACAUAAUUUUAGCAAGGCAACAAGCCCAAGUAGAGGUUAUUCGGUCUGGGCAAAAAUUAAGGAAAAAGUCUACUGACACAGGCGAGAAACGAGGCUGGUUUAGCGGGUUUUGGGGUAAGAAGGAAUCUAAGAAAAAAGAUGAAGAAUCUUUGAUUCCUGAAACUAUUGAUGAUUUUAUGACUCCAGAGGAAAAAGAUAAGCUCUUCACUGCUAUUGGUUAUAGUGAAAGCACCUACAACUUAACUUUACCCAAGCAGUAUGUGGCCCAUAUAAUUACGCUGAAGUUAGUAAGCACCUCUGUUAUGAUAAGAGAAAAGAAAAAUAUUCCAGAAAUACUAAAAAUUCAGAUAAUUGGCCUGGGCACUCAAAUAUCUCAGCGACCAGGAGCACAAGCACUUAAGGUGGAAGCAAAAUUAGAACACUGGUAUAUAACAGGUCUGAGACAACAGGACAUUGUACCAUCACUUGUGGCUUCAAUUGGCGAUACUACAUCAUCUUUGCUUGAAAUUGAAUUUGAAACGAAUCCAGAGAAUAGUACUGCUGACCAGGCUCUGGUUGUGCAGUCCCAGCCUGUGGAGGUCAUCUAUGAUGCUAAAACCAUCAUUGCAGUGGUUGAAUUCUUUCAAUCAAAUAAGGGAUUAGAUCUUGAGCAAAUAACAUCAGCUACAUUGAUGAAACUGGAAGAAAUUAAAGAGAGAACAGCUACAGGACUUACACAUAUUAUUGAAACUCGAAAAGUUCUUGAUUUAAGGAUAAAUCUGAAGCCUUCUUACCUAAUAGUUCCACAGACAGGUUUUCAUCAUAAAAAGUCAGAUCUUCUCAUUUUAGAUUUUGGUACUUUUCAGCUUAACAGUAAAGAUCAAGGUUUGCAGAAGACUACGAAUUCAUCUCUGGAAGAAAUAAUGGAUAAGGCAUAUGACAAGUUUGAUGUUGAAAUAAAAAAUGUACAGUUACUCUUUGCAAGGGCAGCGGAAAACUGGAAAAAGCAUCGAUUUCAGCAUCCAUCAACUAUGCAUAUAUUACAACCCAUGGAUAUUCAUGUUGAGUUGGCCAAGGCAAUGAUAGAAAAAGAUGUUAGAAUGGCCAGAUUUAAAGUAUCAGGAGGGCUUCCUUUGAUGCAUGUGAGAAUUUCUGACCAGAAGAUGAAAGAUAUGCUAUGUUUAAUUAACAGUAUACCCCUACCACAGAAAUCAUCUGAACUGUUUCCAGAGAGACAGGUAGCCUCAAUUCCUGUUAUUUCACAUAGGACCAAAGUCCUACUUGGUACAUCACUAUUGCUAAAUGGAGUGGAAUCAGAGUCUGAUGAUGAGUAUUUUGAUGCUGAAGAUGGAGGCACACAGACUGGUAAAACUAUGAGAGGAUCAGAACUAAAAAAAGUUGCAGAGGUCCCAAAUGAGGAACUCAUUAAUCUCUUAGUAAAGUUUGAAAUUAAAGAGGUGAUCUUGGAAUUUACAAAACAACAUAAAGAAGAAGAUACAAUUUUAGUUUUUAAUGUUACUCAGUUAGGAACAGAGGCUACAGUGAAAACAUUUGAAUUAACCGCAGUAUCUUAUUUAAAGAAAAUCAGCUUGGAUUACCAUGAAAUUCAAGGAUCCAAAAAGAAGCCCCUUCAUUUAAUUAGCUCUUCUGACAAACCUGGAUUAGAUCUCUUGAAAGUAGAGUAUAUUAAGGCUGAUAAGAAUGGACCUAGUUUUCAAACUACAUUUGAAAAAACUGAACAGACAGUUAAGGUGGCUUUUUCAUCUUUAAAUCUACUGCUGCAAACACAAGCUCUUCUCUCUUCUAUUAAUUACCUGACAGCUAUCGUUCCAUCAGAUGGUCAAAACACGGGUAAUACCAAAGAAGUACAAAUUUCAACUGAAAAGCAACAAAAAAAUUCAGCUCUGCAGAAAGUGAUCAUAUCUUCUAAAAAUAGUGACAUUAUUGACUUCAGACUGUUUGCCAAGUUGAAUGCUUUCUGUGUCAUUGUUUGCGAUGAAAAGAACAAUAUUGCUGAAAUCAAGAUUCAAGGCCUUGAUUCUUCUCUUUCUCUUCAGUCAAGAAAACAGUCACUAUUUGCCAGACUGGAAGAUAUUGUUGUCACAGAUGUUGAUCCUAAGACAGUUCAUAAAAAAGCUGUGUCAAUAAUGGGAAAUGAAGUUUUUCGCUUUAACUUGGAUUUGUAUCCAGAUGCUACUGAGGGGGAUUCCUAUACUGACAUGUCCAAAGUGGAUGGUGUGGUAUCACUGAACGUUGGCUGUAUUCAGAUUGUCUAUCUUCAUAAAUUCCUUAUGUCACUUCUGAACUUUCUGAACAAUUUCCAGACAGCCAAAGAGGCUCUGAGUGCUGCCACUGCCCAGGCUGCAGAAAAGGCUGCCACAAGUGUGAAAGAUCUUGCCCAGAGGAGUUUUCGCGCUUCUAUCAAUGUUCAUUUGAAAGCACCGGUUAUAGUUAUCCCGCAGUCUUCCAUUUCUACCAAUGCAGUGGUGGUAGAUCUUGGGUUAAUCAGGAUUCAGAAUCAGUUCAGUCUGGUGGCUGGUGAAGACUACUUACACCCUCCAGUAAUUGAUAGAAUGGAUGUGCAGCUAACAAAGCUUAAGCUUUCUAGGACAGUGAUCCAGCCAGGCAUCUCCCAUCCUGAUAUUCAGCUGUUGUACCCAGUUAAUCUGGAGCUUUCUGUAAAUCGGAAUCUAGCUGCAUCUUGGUAUCACAGGGUACCUGUUUUGGAAAUUAAAGGACAUCUUGAGUCAAUGAAUGUUAGUCUAAAUCAAGAAGAUCUUAAUCUUUUAUUUAGAAUACUAGCAGAAAAUAUUGGUGAGACUACUGAAGACUUGAAUAAAGUGAAACCAAGAAUACAAAGGACAGAUGAAGUUAAAGAACCCCUUGAAAUAUCUAUAUCACAACAAGAUGUACCUGGCUCACAAGGUACUUUAACAGCUGGAGGGGAAGAAAUUACAUCUGUAGACAUCAUUAACAUGCUACUGAAUUUUGAAAUCAAAGAGGUUGUGAUUACUUUGAUGAAAAAAGCAGAAAAGAAAGGAAGGCCUUUACAUGAACUAAAUGUCCUGAAGGUUGGAAUGGAAGCUAGAGUGAAAACCUAUGACCUGACUGCUAAAGCUUAUCUAAAAAAAAUUAGUAUGCGAUGCUUUGAGUUCACUGACUCUAAAGGAGAACCUCUUCACAUUAUUAACUCCUCUAAUAUAACUGAUGAACCCCUUCUGAAAAUGUUAUUGACAAAGGCAGACAGUGAUGGACCAGAAUUUAGAACAAUUCACGAAAAUACCAAACAGAGACUGAAGGUUUCAUUUUCAUCCUUAGACUUAGUACUUCAUUUGGAAGCUUUACUGUGCUUCAUGGAUUUUUUAUCAUCUGCCAUCCCAUCCUCUGAACCUUCCUCUUCUGAAAAGGAAUCUGAGCUGAAACCACUUGUGGGGGAGUCCAGAAGUAUCAUUAUCAAAGCUGUAUCCAGCAAUACUUCUGAAGAUGACAUGUUUGAUUUAAAAGUCACAGCUGAAUUAAAUGCACUUAAUGUCUUUGUCUGUGAUCAGAAGUGUAAUACUGCAGAUAUUAGAAUACUCGGAAUGGAUGCCUCUGUUUCUGUGAAGCCAAAGCAGACUGACAUGUUUGCAAGACUUAAGGAUAUCAUAGUCACGAAUGUUGAUUUGCUGUCCAUUCACAAAAAGGCUGUCUCUAUUUUGGGAGAUGAAGUCUUUAGAUUCCAAAUGACUCUGUAUCCAGAUGCUACAGAGGGAAAGGCCUAUGCUGAUAUGUCUAAAGUAGAUGGCAAAAUUAGUCUCAAAGUGGGUUGUAUUCAAAUUGUUUAUGUUCAUAAGUUCUUCAUGUCUGUUUUGAACUUUCUCAACAAUUUCCAAACUGCCAAGGAAGCUCUGAGCACAGCCACAGUCCAGGCUGCAGGAAGAGCUGCUUCCAGCAUGAAAGACUUGGCUCAGAAGAGUUUCCGCCUUUUGAUGGAUAUCGACUUGAAAGCACCAGUUAUUAUCAUUCCUCAGUCUUCAGUAUCACCCAAUGCUGUUAUAGCAGAUCUGGGUUUAAUCAGAGUUGAAAACAAAUUUAGCUUAGUUCCUAUGGAACAUUAUUCUCUUCCUCCAGUUGUUGACAAAAUGAACAUCCAACUUACUCAGUUGAAGCUGUCCAGAACUGUUUUGCAGACGGGCUUGCCACAACAUGACAUUGAAAUUUUAAAACCAGUCAACAUGCUUUUGUCCAUACAGCGAAAUUUAGCAGCAACAUGGUACAAGCAAAUUCCAGGGAUGGAGAUAAAAGGAAAACUAAAACCUAUGCAGGUUGCUCUCAGUGAAGACGACUUAACAGUUUUAAUGAAAAUUCUGUUGGAAAAUCUUGGAGAAGCUUCUUCACAGCCAAACCCAACACAAUCUACCCAGGAGGCUGUAAGAGUAAGAAAAGAUGUUCUGAGUAGGCCUGACCACCUUAAAGAACAAGAAGAUUUAACUGACUCAAAGCUUUCUGUGGAUCAGAAUGUCACUCUCCAAUUUGACUUCCACUUUGACUCUCUUUCAGUUGUCCUUUAUCACAAUGAUACCAAGCAGGAAUCCAAACUUUCAUUUCAUAAUGACAGUUUCCGGCUUGGUGAACUGAGACUACAUCUUAUGGCCUCUGCAGGAAAGAUGUUUAAGGAUGGAUCAAUGGAUGUCAACCUUCAGCUUAAGACAUGUACCCUUGAUGAUCUCAGAGAAGGCAUUGAGAGAGCAACAUCAAGAAUGAUUGAUAAGAAGAAUAACCAAGAUAGCAACAGUUCUAUGAUUGAUAUAAGUUACAAACAAGGCAAAGAUGGAACUCAUAUUGAUGCUCUUCUUGACAAGCUAUAUGUAUGUGCCAGUGUGGAGUUUCUGAUGACUGUGGCAGAUUUCUUCAUCAAAGCUGUGUCUCAGAGUCCUGACAAUAUGGCAAAAGAAGCACAGCUUCCGCUACGACAGACUGCUACAGCGAAAGUCAGGAUCGAGAAAGAUGAUUCUGUAAAACCAAAUAUGACUUUAAAGGCCAAGAUUACAGAUCCAGAAGUAGUAUUUGUUGCAAACCUGACGAAGGCUGAUGCUCCUGCUCUGACAGCCUCAUUCCAGUGCAAUCUCUCUCUGUCAUCAUCCAAACUCCAACAGAUGAUGAAAGCUUCUGUGAGAGAUCUUAAACUGCUUGCUUGCCCUUUUCUCAGAGAAAAGAGAGGAAAAAACAUUACUACAGUCUUACAACCCUGUUCUUUGUUUAUGGAAAAAUGUACAUGGGCUUCAGGAAAACAAAAUAUAAGUAUCAAAGUUAGAGAAUUUAUAAUUAAGAUUUCACCCAUAAUUCUUAAUACUGUGAUGACAAUCAUGGCUGCUAUGUCUCCAAAGACAAAAGAAGAUGAAUGCAAAGAUGUAUCUAAGGAAACAGAAAAUCUUUGGGGUGUCAAAUCUAUUAGUGAUUAUAACUCUUGGUUUCUUGGUGUUGACAUGGCAACAGAAAUAACAGAAAAUUUUACAGACACUGAACAUCCUCUGAUAGAGGAAAAUUGUACUCUUGUUGUUGAGUCAAUUCAAGUUACCUUAGAAUGCGGCCUUGGGCAUCGGACUGUACCUUUAUUAUUGGCAGAGUCUAAGUUUUCAGGAAAUAUUAAAAACUGGACUUCCCUAAUGGCUGCUGAUGCUGACAUGACACUAGAGGUUCACUACUAUAAUGAAGUCCAUGCUGUUUGGGAACCACUGAUUGAGAGAGUGAAGGAGAACAGUCAGUGGAAUUUAAGACUUCAUGUAAAGAAGAAUCCAGUCCAGGACAAAAGUUUGAUGCCAGGAGAUGAUUUUGUUUUUUUUCUUAAGCCACAAACAGCAAUUCAUAUUUCUUCAGGAGAUACAAUGAAUAUAACAAUAUCCAAAAGUUGUCUUAAUGUUUUCAACAAUUUAGCCAAAGGUUUUUCAGAGGGCACUGCUUCUACUUUUGACUACUCUUUAAAUAGGGCUCCUUUCACAGUAAAAAAUGCUGUAGGUAUUCCCAUUAAGGUGCAGCCCAAUCAUAAUCUCAGAGUAAUGGGCCCCCCUGAGAAAAGUGGUGUUAUUGAUGUUGAUGCUGGUCAGAGUUUGGAAUUGGAAUAUGCCAGUAUGGAAACUUCACAUCCUGGGAAACUGUCUACAUUGAGCCGCCAAGAAAGCUCCCUCUUCACCCUGACCUUUGUACCUCAUGGAUAUACAGAAGUUGCAAAAAUCCCUAUUGCCAGACCUGGACGGCAAUUGUAUAAUGUACGGAAUCCCAAUGCCAGCUGUUCUGACUCAGUCGUGGUACAAAUAGAUGCAACUGAAGGGAAUAAAGUGAUUACCCUUCGCUCUCCUCUGCAGAUUAAAAAUCAUUUCUCUAUUGCAUUCAUCAUCUAUAAAUCUGUUAAAAAUGUUAAGCUACUGGAGCGCAUUGGAGUAGCCAGACCUGAAGAGGAGUUCCAUGUUCCUUUAGAUUCAUAUAGAAGCCAAUUAUUUAUUCAGCCAGCUGGUAUCUUAGAGGAUCAAUACAAAGAAUCCACCACUUACAUUUCCUGGAAGGAGGAACUUCACAGGUGCAGGGAAGUUAGAUGUGUGCUGCAGUGUCCAUCAGUCGAAGUCAACUUCUUACCUCUCAUAGUCACUACAAUUGCUCUGCCUGAUGAAUUAAGCUAUAUAUGUACACAUGGUGAAGACUGGGAUCCAGCUUACAUUAUUCAUCUGUAUCCUACCCUCACUUUGCGGAAUCUUCUUCCAUAUUCCCUAAGGUAUUUACUUGAGGGAACAGCAGAAACGCAUGAACUAGCAGAAGGCAGUACUGCUGAUGUUCUACAUUCAAGGAUCAGUGGAGAAAUAAUGGAAUUAGUCCUGGUGAAAUACCAAGGCAAAAAUUGGAAUGGACAUUUCCGUAUAUGUGACACACUUCCCGAAUUCUUUAUCGUGUGUUUUUCUUCUGACUCUACGGAAGUGAUGACAGUCAAUCUGUCAAUACAUGUCAAGCGAAUUGGCAGCAGGCUGGUGUUAUCUGUCUUUAGUCCCUAUUGGCUAAUCAACAAGACUUCUCGGGUUCUCCAGUAUCGUUCAGAAGAUAUUCAUGUGAAGCAUCCAGCUGAUUUCAGGGAUAUUAUUUUGUUCUCUUUCAAGAAGAAGAACAUUUUUAGUAAAAAUAAGGUACAAUUAAAAAUUUCAACCAGUGCCUGGUCUAGUAGUUUUUCAUUGGAUACAGUGGGAAGUUACGGGUGUGUGAAGUGUCCUGCCAACAAUACGGAAUACCUGGUUGGUGUUAGCAUCAAAAUGAGCAGUUUUAAUCUUACACGAAUAGUUACACUGACUCCCUUUUGUACUAUUGCAAACAAGUCAUCAUUAGAAUUAGAAGUUGGUGAAAUUGCAUCUGAUGGGUCAAUGCCAACUAAUAAGUGGAACUACAUUGCUUCUUCAGAGUGCCUUCCGUUUUGGCCUGAAAAUUUGUCAGGCAAACUUUGUGUGAGAGUGGUGGGCUGUGAAGGAACAUCCAAACCAUUUUUUUAUAACCAACAGGAUAAUGGCACUUUAUUGAGCUUAGAAGACCUGAAUGGGGCUAUCUUGGUGGAUGUAAACACUGCUGAACAUUCAAUUGUCAUAACCUUUUCUGAUUACCACGAGGGAUCUGCACCUGCCCUAAUAAUAAACCACACACCAUGGGACAUCCUCACAUAUAAGCAGAGUGGGUCACAGGAAGAACUGGCAUUGCUGCCAAGACAAGCUCGACUUUUUGCCUGGGCUGAUCCUACUGGUACCAGAAAACUGACAUGGAGUUACGCAGCAAAUAUUGGGGAGCACUAUCUGUUAAAGAAUGAAUGUGGACAGUUCCCAUAUGAUGCGAACAUCCAGAUACACUGGGUAUCAUUCCUAGAUGGGCGCCAGAGAGUUCUGCUUUUCACUGAUGAUGUUGCCUUGGUUUCCAAAGCACAGCAAGCAGAAGAAAUGGAGCAGGCCAAUCAUGAAAUAAUCUUUUCUCUCCAUAGUCUCGGGCUUUCACUGGUUAACAAUGAAAGCAAGCAGGAAGUUUCAUAUAUUGGGAUAACCAGCUCUGGUGUUGUUUGGGAGAUGAAACCAGAACAGAAAUGGAAACUUUUUAGUCAAAAGCAGAUAAUCUUAUUGGAACAGUCCUAUAAGAAACACCAAGUAAAAAAAGACCAUGCCUGGAUUAAACUAGACAAUAACUUUGAGGUCAACUUUAGUCAAGUUCCAAUGGAAAUGCGCCUCCCUAUUCAGUGCCCUAUACAGCGACGUUGUUUAUCAGGAAUUCAGAUUUCAUUUAAGCAGUCUCCUCACCAGAGAAGUUUGAGAGCCAUGUUGUAUUGGCUUCAGGUUGAUAGUCAGUUACCAGGUACAGUGUUCCCAGUUGUAUUUCAUCCUGUAGCCCCUCCAAAAUCUAUUGCUUUUGAUUCAGAACCCAAACCUUUCAUUGAUGUGAGUAUCAUCACAAGAUUUAAUGAGUACAGUAAAGUCUUACAGUUCAAGUAUUUUAUGGUCCUUAUUCAGGAAAUGGCCUUAAAAGUUGAUCAGGGAUUUCUAGGAGCUAUUACUGCACUGUUUACCCCAACAACUGACCCUGAAGCUGAAAGAAAACGGACAAAGAUAAUCCAACAGGAUAUUGAUGCUCUGAACACAGAAUUAAUAGAGACUUCAAUGACUGAUACAUCAAUUCUUAGUUUCUUUGAACAUUUCCAUAUUUCUCCUGUUAAGUUGCAUUUGAGUUUGUCUUUGAGUUCUGGAGGUGAAUCAGACAAAGAAAAACAGGAAAUGAUUGCAAUUCAUUCUGUCAAUCUGCUAUUGAAAAGCAUAGGAGCUACUCUGACUGAUGUGGAUGACCUUAUAUUCAAACUUGCUUAUUAUGAAAUUCGAUAUCAGUUUUACAAGAGAGAUCAGCUCAUGUGGAGUGUUGUUAGACAUUACAGUGAACAGUUCUUGAAACAGAUGUAUGUCCUUGUAUUAGGCUUAGAUGUGCUUGGAAACCCAUUUGGAUUAAUUAGAGGUCUGUCUGAAGGAGUUGAAGCUUUAUUCUAUGAACCCUUCCAGGGUGCUGUUCAAGGCCCGGAAGAAUUUGCUGAGGGGUUAGUGAUUGGAGUAAGAAGUCUCUUUGGACACACAGUAGGUGGUGCAGCAGGAGUUGUAUCUCGAAUCACUGGUUCUGUUGGAAAAGGUUUGGCAGCAAUUACAAUGGAUAAGGAAUAUCAGCAAAAAAGAAGAGAAGAGAUGGGUCGACAGCCUAAAGAUUUCGGAGACAGUCUGGCCAAAGGAGGAAAGGGCCUCCUGCGUGGAGUUGUUGGUGGAGUGACUGGGAUAAUAACAAAGCCGGUAGAAGGUGCCAAAAAGGAAGGAGCUGCUGGAUUCUUUAAAGGAAUUGGAAAAGGGCUUGUGGGUGUUGUGACUCGUCCAACCGGAGGAAUCAUAGAUAUGGCCAGUAGCACCUUCCAGGGAAUUCAGAGGGCAGCAGAAUCAAUCGAGGAAGUGUCCACCCUCCGUCCACCUCGCCUGAUCCAUGAAGAUGGUAUCAUUCGCCCGUAUGACAGACAGGAAUCCGAAGGCUAUGAUUUAUUUCAGAAUCGUAUCAAAAAAUUAGAAGGAGAGACAUACCAAUACCACUGUGCUAUUUUUGGAGGCAAGAAGGCAGUUCUUAUGGUUACAGACAGGCGAGUGUUAUGUAUAAAGGAAGUUGAAAUCCUAGAUCAUAUGUCCAUAGACUGGCAGUGUCUAUUUGAAGAUUUUGUAUCUCCUCCUAGUGUCAGUGAAAAUCUGCUAAAAAUUUUGGUUAAGGAGCAAGGUCUGUUCCACAAAAAAGACAGUGCCAAUCAAGCCUAUCUUAAGAAAAUUUACCUACAGGAUACCAACACAGCAGAAAGAGCAUUUAAUGCCAUUGGGGAUGCACAGUCAAUGAGACACCAGCAAAAAUUGAUGAAGCAAUCAUCCCUGAAACUUCUCAGGCCUUAAAUACCAUCUUAGUCUCAUAUUCCAGGAGGCUGCUACACUAGCAGAAAAACCAGUCAUGUGGUUUGUGUAUAAAUCACUCUUCUUUAUCCUGCUUAGGAGAAUUUUUAAUACCUUAGUUUUAGAAGUUUUUUCUAGAAUAGCUAAUAUUGGGUUUUCCUUUUUUUUUUUCCCCUUUUAGUUUUGACUCUUAAUUCUGUAACCAGGUAUGUGUUAGCAAUCCACUUUCAUAUUACCACCUGAAAGGGUCAGACCUCAAAGAAAUAUCACUUUAUUCAGAGUGAAAUUUCCAUUAAUGUUAAAAUUGUGAAGUAAAGGGCAGUAUGUUUGUUUUUUAAUUAAAGUUGUGCUGAAGAACAAAAAAGGACCCUAGAAUGACAAGGGUUCUUUGAGAGGUUUUGGACAAAUGUUUAAGGGUAAUUUGUUCAGUAAUUGAACAGAGAUAGCAAUUUUGGUAAACCAGGUAAUUGAACAAAAGCCACUAACAGGAGAAAUGACAUUUCCUAUUUUAUUUUCAUGAAAACAUUAUUUUUCUCUUAAUACUUGACUUUGGUACUUAUUUUUCCUCUUUGCACUAUAAUAUAGACAUGGAAAAUCAACCUUAAAAUAUCUCUACUCUGUUCUCUGUAAUGUAACAUGCACAAAGUUUUGGAAAUUACUUAUGUGCUUUUUUGAGAUGAACAUACAUGGCACAACUAUUAAUAUACUGAUACAUGAAAAUAUUGUACUUUAAGUUUUUCAAGACUCAGAAAUGUGGAAAUGUCAAUAUUUUUAUAUUUCCAGAAAUUGUUUUUUAUAACUUGAAAGAUUUUUAAGGGCAUCAUAAAUUAGCACUUAAUGUAUACUUAGAAAUAUAUUUUAGAUACUUAUUGGGAAGGUUGAAAAAUCCCUAAUUGCUUUAUAUAUAAGUAAGAUAAGGCACAUAUCACACCACUGUAGGAAGUGUCCUUGAGGGAGCGAGCCUGUGAGAAUUAGUUCAGUACGAUACUAGUUUUGUCCUUCCUGCAUCUCGCUUAUGCUGACCAGAGGUGGACUGCCAAUCAAACCUUUCAAAAAACUGCUCAAAAGAAAGUACUUAAUUUCCUUGGGUGAAGCUCUCAAUCUGCUUGUGUUCUUCAGCAUGGCAUUUAUUUCAAAUCACUGAGUUGAUGAUGAAAUGUCGAUGUGGAUAUGCUUGGUUUGCUCUGUUUUUGUUGAUGUGUACUCAUGUUUCUAUCUUUACUCAUGUGUUUUAAGACUGGCCUUAAAUUAAAAAAAAAUUUCCCUAGUUAUUAUCAAAAAAGAGGAUUUAGUAACUUAUGUCCUAAAUAGUUGAUCUGUGAUACAGGAUACUGGUCUUUGCCUUUUCAAAAUCAUUUUUUUUUUGGAAGAAAAGUAUCAUAUAUAAAACUUGUUCCUUUAAAUAGAAUUUCUGUUUACCAGUUUUCUAAUACCAGUUAUCCACAGUUAAUUGCAGUUUAAUAAAAACAGAAUUAUAAACGGAAUUUCAUAGCAAAUGUGCUAGUAUUUGUGUCUUUAAAGCUGACUUAAUCAGAAGUUGGAUGUAUGUGAUUGUAUUUUUCAUAUGAAUCACAGCUAUUGUCCUAAAUAUUUAAGAAAUUGUAUCAUUCUGAUAGCAUGCACAAAGCAUUGAACUAAGAAAAAUUUAUAGAAACCUAUACAUGCAUCAUCUCACUUGGCUUACAAAUAAACUUUCAAAUAUUUGUAACAUUUUGUUUGAAUCCCCUGGAACAGAAAUAAUUAAUUGGUAAAGUGUAAUGAUGUCUUUUGCUUUUUAAAAAAUGCCUUGAGAAUCAAUUACUUGCAUUUGAGCUACUGAAAGAAAGACAUCAUUUGGUGCAUUAUUUAUAGGUUUGAAAAUUGUGUAGGUUUGCGAUAAAUAUUCAAGUAACAUUUGCCUUUACUUCUUUUGUCUUUCUCUUUUCCUCUUCCAAUCCUAUAAUAAUGAGAAGUUAGAUUAUCAGUUAUGGAAGGCUUUAAAAGAUUCUAGUCGGGAAAGGUUUUUCCUAGGGAUGCUGACCCCUUCACCACGCUGGUGAUCUGUGGCACAGAUCUCUACUAGGGGGGUAAUACAGAGAAGCCACUUGACGAAGGACCCAGCUGUCACGCUUUGAAAUCUUGGCUGCAUUUGUACUGGGGCCUUGCCUUCCGUGGUUUCGCUCAGUCACUGGCUGGGUGUGGCAGGGAUUCUUGGGCAGGCCCCUUCCUGGAGGACACAGGAGUUCUCUGACCCCCACCUUCAUCCUGAAGACUCUUCAGUGACCUUGCAGAACCUUUCUGGGAGGCUUCUACCCAGUCUGGCUCUCUGGCUCUCUUCCUUUCCCUUACUGGGAGAUCAGACUCUAAGUCUGAAGACUCUUGACUACUAAUUAUCCAGUAGGAGGAACAGAUGCACACUGAGGACUGUAGCAAAGCAGAGACAUCAGAAUCAAAAAAAUAAAAUAUUGGGAAAUAUUUCCUAUUUUAUUGGGAAAUAAGAAAAAGUUGAUCCAGGUUGGAUUUCCUUCCAGGGUCAUGAUUUAGUAUUGCUUUUGUUUUUUAGUUAAGAAGUAGGGAGGAUACUAUCACCUUCUUGGUGCUUUGGGCCUGUUAAGUGUUACCGGUCUGGUUCUGCCUGCAUCUAUAUUUUUAACAGUGUUCCAUGUGUGCUUCUAAGGUAUAGCCAGGUAUCAUGCCAGUGGGUUUCAGCCCCGGACAAGUUUACUGUGGAUUCAGUGGGACCAAAAAAAAUGACAAUGGAAUGUUCUUGGGGUAAAAGGGUUUAUACCCAACUUUAUUCCCACGGUGGCAAGUCCAGUCCACUCAGAGCGAGUCUGCAUGCAGCAAGCUGGUCUCUGCCUCUCCGCCUCUUGUCCCCCGCAGCCAUCUCAGUCUCUGUCCUCGGCACUGCCCCAGUUCCAGUCUCUGCUCCCCUGCAGCUGUGCAGCCCAGUGCACUGGGCCGAGCUCUUUCUGUAGAGUCAGUAACAACAUAUUGCCUGCUCGUGGGUAGUGAGCAAGCCGACCAGCGCCAGGUGAGAAUCCUGGCCAUAGGAACCUUCACUUUCUUCACACAAGGACUAAAAAUUAACACUCUGGACUUAAAAUACUCAAACUCUUGAAGAGCUCUACAAAUAUCAACGCCUGUUGAAACACAGACUGGCAGUUACUGCCAGAGCUAGAAGAACCAUCUUUCUAUUGGGGGGGAAAAAAAGAAAGAUUCUUGAAGGAUAGGAAGUUACUUAUAUCUGAAUCAUCUGUCCUUAGGGACAAGCCUUUUUGGUUGAGAGUCACUGCCAGAAUGCCCGCUAAUACUGACGGACAUGGGCUGUAUGCCAUGUCCGUGUUGGCUCUGGAAAGAAACUGAAACUCAGUGGAGCAGAGGGAGCACAUUUUGCUAGGUAAUUGUGCCUAUAGUGGAAGAAUUUAGGCUUAUUCUUGAAUUCAUGCUUGAAAGUAUCUUCAGUUACAAGGCUGUAUCAUUAAAAUACUCAACAUUGUGGCUCUCUUUUAGCUGCAAAAGCAUUCAGAAAGGCUUUUUGUUUGUUUUGUUUUUACAUACUACAGACCCACAGUCCCUUAGUAAAAUUCAGAAAGCUCUGAAGACCAAAAAGUUUUUAAGUUUGAAACAAAGACAUUUGAUGGCACACACUGAACUAACAUGAGGCUUUUUGUCAUUCUUACUCUAUGUGGUGUAAAUGAGUUGCACUGUAGUAAAAUUAACAUGUUUUACUAUGGGAUGCUGUUCCACACUGCACUCGAAGUGUACAAGCUGUGUGGUAUGUGAAGCAUUUUGUCUUUCUAAAAUUUGAAAAGUUCUUGAUUCUGAGACAUCUUGUCCCAAGGGUUUCAAGUAAGAGAUUGUUGAUCUGUGUACCCUCAAAAUUAUCUGUCUAUUAAAUUUAUGGCCAGUG